AUGGUCGAUGAAGACUCGGAGAGCAACCUCGCCGACUCUCAGGUUGGGGAUGAGAACGAGUUGCCGGUUAUCCAGCUGUGCGGGCUGGUGGAGGAGCUCAGCUAUGGAAACUCAGCUCUGAAAACCGAGACAGAAAUGUUUGAGAAAUACUACCGGAGACUGGAACCCAAGGAUCAUCGACAGUCACGAUUAUCAGAUGUGAAAGUAACACCUGCCGAAUUUUCACAGGCACGAAGCAGGCGGAAAUCCAGAGCCCGCUCAGGUACGGACCGUAUGAUAGCCCUUACUGUGGAGCAGAAAUCUGAGCUGGUACAAAAGGAGCUGGAAGACACGAAGGAAGAAAUCAGACACAUGAGGGCAAAUGCUGAACGGAACCUUCAGCAUCAUGAGGCUAUUAUUGAGGAAGCUGAGAUCCGAGGGACUGAAGUUCAGAGGGCGGUACAUGAUUUUGAAAAAGAUAUUCUGAAAACCAUAUCCAAGAAGAAAGGGAGUAUUUUGGCCACUCAGAAAGUGAUGAAGUAUAUUGAGGACAUGAAUCGCCGGAGGGAUGAUAUGAAGGAUAAAUUAUGUCUGAAAAACGUUUCUCUCAAAGUUCAGAGGAAAAAAAUGCUUUUACAAUUGAGGCAGAAGGAAGAAGUGGGCGACGCUCUUCACGAUGUGGAUUUUCAGCAGCUGAAGAUUGAGAAUGCUCAGUUUUUAGAAACGAUUGAAGCGAAGAAUCAAGAACUGAUUCAACUAAAGCUGACAUCUGGAAAUACUCUGCAGAUCCUCAACGCAUACAAAAGCAAGCUUCACCAGGGAUUGGAAAUGUCCAUCACUCUGGACAAAGAGAUGAUGCUGAGAAACGAGUUACUUGAAAAAGUGGAAAGAGAAACUGUACAAGCAGAGGAGGACCGGGCCAGGGCCGAGUAUGCGAACAAGAAGUUACGGAAGCAACUGUCCAAGUUCCGAGCACCACCCGUAAUGGCAUAUGUCCAGGAGAAGAUCAUAAAUGGGGAGCUGGAGAAGACUAUCAAGACGUGGGAAAGGAAAGUCGAGAUCACCGAGAUGUCUUUGAAAGGCUACCGUAAGGUUUGGAAUAAAAUGAAAGCCACUUGUGAGCAGCUGCAGGCAAUGGACUCCCUUGGGAAGUGA
Molecule: messenger RNA, 1134 nt
Organism: Chrysochloris asiatica (Cape golden mole)
Lineage: Eukaryota; Metazoa; Chordata; Mammalia; Afrosoricida; Chrysochloridae
Gene: CFAP263
Product: coiled-coil domain containing 113
Exons: 9
Coding region: 1-1134 (377 amino acids)
Biological process (GO): cilium assembly
Cellular component (GO): axoneme; ciliary basal body
Source: RefSeq, a predicted model, not a curated record